ACAGAAACUCCUAUUGACUCUCACCAUGGCCUGGGCACUGGUUCUCCUCACAGUUCUCAGUUACUACUCAGGUGUCAGUUCACAGUCACCUUGGAGUCAGCCUGCUUCAGAAUCUGUGUCCCCGGGACAAACAGCCAAAAUCUCCUGUACUACCAACAGUGAAAAUUACAACAUUCAUUGGUAUCAGCAGAAGUCUGGACAGGCCCCUCGCUACGUCCAUUAUCCAGGAGGCAGCAGGGGAGACGGGAUCCCAGAUCGAUUCACGGCUUCUGUCUCUGGCAGCAUGGGCUAUUUAACCAUCACCAACAUGCAGCCUGAAGAUGAGGCAGAUUAUUACUGUCUCAAGUGGUACAGCAGUGCUAGCCAGUUCCACAGUGCAAAUGGGUCCAGAGUCCUGGUAAACCAGGCCAUUGUGGAGUGGGUGUGUGCAGAAUGGAACUCUGAAGCACCAUGGGUGUGCACAUUUGGGUGCACCCUGAGCCAGAAGGGGGCAUUUUUUUCUUGCAAGCGUAUUUUUCUUUUGUCACAGAAACUUCUUUUAACUCUCACCAUGGCUUGGGCCCUAUUUCUCCUCACAGUUCUCAAUUUCUACUCAGGUAUCACUUCCGUAUCACCUUGGAGUCAGCCUGCCUCAGCAUCUCCGUCCCCGGGACAAACAGCCAAAAUCUCCUGCUCUACCGACAGUGGAAGUGACACCAUCUUUUGGUAUCAACAGAAGUCUGGACAGGCCCCUCGCUAUGUGCAUGGUGCAGGUUACAGCAGGGGAGAUGGGAUCCCUGAACGAUUCACAGCUUCUGCUUCUGGCAGUACCGGCUAUUUAACCAUUACCAACAUCCAGCCUGAAGAUGAGGCAGAUUAUUACUGUGCUAAGUGGGAGAGGAGUGGUAGCGAGAUCCACAGUGCAGAGAAUCAGACUGAGCCCAAGAAACCUAGUGAGAUAUUCCAGAGACUCCAGCAAGUGCUAAAAAUUCCUCCAAGUGGCUAUUUAACCUUCGCUAGCAUCCAGGUGGAGGGGGAGACUGACUACUACUUGGUUAUAAAAUUACUGGAUAGCCAGAUGAGGAACUCGGAUAAAUGCCUGGGAUGGCGCAAACUUCAGCAUGAGUGGACUUGUUCGCCCUCAUCCGGUGUGGCUGUUGACCAUGUGGUUCCCAUGAUACCUGGCAUAGCUGUUUAUGGUGGUCAAAAGGGGACGCCCUCCUUCCUUUAUACCAGCAAAAAAGCUGGCUAG
Eublepharis macularius is the source of this 1231-nucleotide messenger RNA. RefSeq lists its product as uncharacterized. The transcript is spliced from 7 exons. The record is from RefSeq and is a predicted model, not a curated record. The coding region runs from base 26 to 1231 and encodes 401 amino acids. NCBI's taxonomy places the organism in Eukaryota, Metazoa, Chordata, Lepidosauria, Squamata, Eublepharidae. Gene Ontology annotation, biological process: immune response; immunoglobulin production.